This is a messenger RNA of Phytophthora infestans T30-4, 2541 nucleotides long. Its product is annotated as protein transport Sec23/Sec24-like protein. The record is from RefSeq and is a predicted model, not a curated record. Gene Ontology annotation, molecular function: GTPase activator activity; zinc ion binding. The transcript has a single exon. Gene Ontology annotation, biological process: COPII-coated vesicle budding; COPII-coated vesicle cargo loading; intracellular protein transport. Gene Ontology annotation, cellular component: COPII vesicle coat; endoplasmic reticulum exit site. The coding region runs from base 1 to 2541 and encodes 846 amino acids. Lineage: Eukaryota; Oomycota; Peronosporomycetes; Peronosporales; Peronosporaceae.
AUGCAGCAGGGAGGCUACGGCGGCUACGACCAACAGCAAGGCGGCUACGGCCAGCAACAGUACGACCAGCAACAAUACGCUCAGCAGGAAGGCUAUAACCAGCAACAAGGAGGGUAUGAUCAGCAGCAGUAUGGUCAACAGAGCGGCUACGACCAGCCUGGCCAGCAGCAACAAGGAGGAUACGAUCAGUAUGGCCAGCAGGGUGGCUACCAGACCGGAAUGCAGCCCCAGGAAUGGGAUUUCCACGCCAUGGAGGCCAAGGACGGCGUGCGCUUCUCGUGGAACUCGUGGCCCUGCACCAAGCUGGAGCAGACGCGAUGCGUUAUGCCCACAGGCUGUCUGUACCAGCCACUGAAGCCUAUUGACGGCAUGCCCCCCGCUGUAGAGUACGAUCCUAUCCACUGCAAGGCCUGCGCCGCUGUGCUCAACCCCUUCUGCCAGGUGGACUUUGUCUCGAAGCUGUGGGUGUGCCCGUUCUGCGUGACGCGCAACCAUUUCCCGCCGCACUACGCGGAGAACAUCACGCAGGAGAAUCUGCCAGCUGAGCUCAUUCCGCAGUACACGACGCUCGAGUAUGAGCUGCAGAACCGCCAGGCUGGACCCCCCGUCUUCGUCUUCUGCAUCGACACGUGCGUCCCCGAGGAGGAACUCGAGGAGCUCAAGGACUCCAUCCAGCAGACACUCAAUCAACUUCCGCCUGACGCGCUCAUCGGUCUCGUUACCUUCGGCACCAUGGUGCACGUGCACGAGCUAGACUUCCCGGAGGUGCCCAAGUCGCACGUCUUCCGUGGCAACAAGGACUUCACAGCGCAGCAAGUGUACGACAUGUUGGGUCUGGCUGCGACACGCAAGCAACAGCAACAGCAGAUGCCGGGCCAACCCCAGCAACCUCAGCAGCAGACGAGCAACUCGGCUCGUUUCCUACUUCCGGUGUUCGAGUGUGGCUUCACGCUCGAGUCCAUCCUGGAAGAUCUCCAGCGUGAUCCGUGGCCUGUGGCUGCUGACCAGCGCCCGCAGCGAUGCACGGGUGUAGCCAUGUCGGUGUGUGUCGGACUGUUGGAGGCGACGUUCCGUGGCCAGGGUGCUCGCAUCAUGAUGUUUGUCGGUGGCCCCCCUACGGUAGGCCCGGGUGCUAUCGUCAGCCGCGACCGCAAGGAGGAUAUCCGCUCGCACACUGAUCUGCAGAAGGACAAAGCUCCUCUGACCAAGAAAGCUCUGGUACAUUACAACGACCUGGCUGCCCGCUGUGUGGCUUCGAGUCACGUGGUGGAUAUCUUUGCAUGUGCUCUCGAUCAGAGUGGCGUGAUGGAGAUGGCAGCAUGCGUGCAGAAGACUGGCGGUGUGAUCGUGCUUGCUGAUUCUUUCGGCCAGUCUGUCUUCCGUGAGUCAUUCCGACGCAUGUUCAGCAAGUUCUCGGACGAAGCAGCGGAUUGUGAUAAGGACCAGCUCACGAUGGCCUUUGCAGCCUCGGUGGAAGUGUUGACGAGCCGCGAGUUCAAGGUGGCCGGUGCUAUUGGUCCUUGCGCGCCUCUGAAGCGCCAAGGAGCAGCCCCCAAGAACGUGUCCGAGGUUGAGAUUGGCGUCGGUGGCACCAACGCCUGGUCGAUGGGCGGCAUUGAUCCCAACACCACUGUAGCCAUUUACUUUGAUAUUGCCAACCAGACUCCGCUGGCGCCGGGCAAGGCGCGCUACAUCCAGCUGAUCACGCGCUAUCAGCACGCUAGCGGGCGUUACCGUACGCGCGUGACCACAAUUUGCGGUCCUUGGACUGUAGACCCGAACGACACCGCUACACUGGGCCGUGGCUUUGAUCAAGAGGCCGCCGCUGUGUUGCUAGCGCGUAUUGCCGUGCAUCGCUCGGAUCAGGGUGAGGAGCAGCUUGACAUCAUGCGCUGGAUCGAUCGGUCACUCAUCCGUCUGGCCGCCCGCUUUGCUGACUACCGCAAGGAUGAUCCUUCCUCGUUCCGUCUUUCGCCUGAGUUCGCUAUCUUCCCGCAGUUCAUGUUCCACUUGCGUCGUUCGCAGUUCUUGACUGUGUUUGGUUACUCGCCCGAUGAGAGUGCGUACUACCGUCACUGUCUGCUGCGUGAGAGCACGACGAACUCACUGGUGAUGAUUCAACCGUCGCUGCUCUCGUAUUCGUUCAAUGGCCCGCCCGUGCCGGCGCUGCUGGACGCUGCAAGCGUUCGGUCCGACACGAUCCUGCUGCUAGACUCGUUCUUCUACGUUGUAGUCUUCCACGGUGACACCAUCGCCGCGUGGCGUGACCAGAAGUUCCACGAAGACCCCGCACACGAGAAUUUUAAGAACUUGCUGGAGGCUCCGCAGGCUGACGCACAGCUUAUCAUGGAUUCUCGCUUCCCGGUUCCUCGGUACGUGGUGUGCGACCAGCACAAGUCGCAGUCGCGUUUCCUGAUGGCGAAACUCAACCCGAGCGUCACGCAUAACAGCAUGGAUGGCCAGGGUGAGGUCAUCUUCACGGACGACGUGAGUCUGAAGGUGUUCAUGGAACACUUGAUGAACCUGGCUGUUAAAUCGUAG